Messenger RNA from Acanthosepion pharaonis, 1299 nucleotides. The record is from the annotation of a GenBank genome assembly. NCBI's taxonomy places the organism in Eukaryota, Metazoa, Mollusca, Cephalopoda, Sepiida, Sepiidae.
AUGUUGGAUCUAUCUAUCUAUCUAUCUAUCUAUCUAUCUACAACCUUUGUUGCAGGAAAAAUAACGCCCUUCUCUCUCUCCUUCCAUAUUCCUCCCUUUCACUUUCUCCUUUCAUAUCUAUCUAUCUAUCUAUCGCCCUUUUCAUUUUCCAAUCUAGAUAGCUCAGUCCUUUUCAUGUAUCUAUCGAUAUAUCUGUCUAUUUAUCAGUCUGUCUAUCGAUUUAUCUAUCUCUGCCUUUUUCAUAUCUAUCUAUCUAUCUAUCUAUCUAUCUAUCUAGAUAGCAAAAUGUCUUCACAACAGGCCUCGCCAGACCCCUUACGGGUUCCAACUCUCUCACAGCAACUGUGGCCUGUUCUUCCACAUCGGCUGCAGGUUCUAAUGCAUCUUGGGUCGAACCGAUCUUGUUAUGAUCACCUCGCUCGUCUUCUUAAACACGGUAUUUUCACUGUGUUCCCAGGCAUUAGCAGUGAAAAUCAGUAUCACCAGCGCCAAGGGCUUUCUCUCGUCCAUACGGCUGCAUUGUGGAGUGACACAUCCAGGACCAACCCACACCACCGCCAACGCCGAGUCCGUGCAGAGGCCCUUCUACGCGGCCUGCGUAACGCCGACCCCAGACUGUCACUCGUUCAACACAACCUCUGCACAGAUUUUCUAUUUAAUCGGCCGACUCGAAAGGCGUUGCUCCUCGCAAUCGCAGCUUCGUUGGCAGCUCCUCCUCAUUAUCAGGCGCCUGUUCGGACUGCCAUUGAUUACUUCGGUCAGUCUAUUCGUAUCUCUCGGUCUAUCUUUGUUUCUUUAAAAGCAAAGAAAAAAAAAGAAAUCCCCCUUCCUUCUCUCUCUCUCUCUCUCUCUCUCUCUCUCUCUCUUUCUCUCAUGAUUCGAAAGCAAAAAUUCUUGUCUGACUCGUUCUCUUUGAAAGAAGACGAUAAGUUUUUUGUUCACCACCCUCCCCGAUUUCCUAUCUACUUUUUUAAGGUUUGUUUCUAUCUAUCUAUCUAUCUAUCUAUCUAUCUAUCUAUCUAUCUAUCUAUCUAUCUAUCUAUCAGGAAUUCUCUCUCUUUCAUACAUCCCUUUCUUCUCUCUCUUAUUGCUCAUUCCUCCCCUUCACGUACUUUCCCUCUCUUGUUAUCUCAUGAAACCUCUCUCUCUCUCUCUCUCUCUGUUUAUUUAAAAAAAGGAAAAAUAUCCCUCCUUCUCUCUCUCAUUUUUGCACAUUCCUCCCCUUCAUUCUCUUUUUACUUUCCCUCCCUUGUAGGGUGUGGUUAUUCUCAUCCAAUGAAAUGCCUUCGGCUCCUAUGA